CACCUAGCCCCGCCCCUUCGGUCACUGUGUUUUGGGCCAGCGAUAUUUCUGUGUCGAUGUUUCUGAGAUCAGAGCCGUUUUUGCGUUUCUGGACCCUAGAGCGGGCGCGCGCACGCACAGCGCUCAACCUACGUGCACAGCCGCCUCGAGAGCGCGCCGUUAGCGUCUGUUAGCAUUUACCUGUUUACUGCAACAAAACCACUCCUGAUGGACUGACAACGUCUCCAGAGGUACACAGCUGUUUAGGUGAAGGGCUAUGGCGGACCAGCGCGGCUCGCCUGAGCUCUCCCAGGAGGCCCGAACACCUCCAGGCGUCUCGCUCACGGAUCACGACUCCGGCGUGGAAGAUGGAGACGAUGGAUCCACCAACUCCACAAUCUAUGUUGCUUUCACAGGGAACAUGAAUGACGAGGACUUUCAGGAGAAGCUGGACACCGUCUUACACGGGAUGCCUGAUGUGCUCUUACUAGGUACGAAGAAGCUGGAGCCCGAGCGCGUGGAGCCGUGGAACAGUGUGCGGGUCACGUUCAACAUCCCCAGAGAGGCGGCCGAGCGACUGCGCCUCCUGGCCCAAAACAACCAGCAGCAGCUGCGCGACCUGGGCAUCCUCUCGGUGCAGAUCGAAGGUGAAGGUGCUAUCAACGUUGCGGUUGGACAGAUCCGAGGCCAAGAAGUAAGGGUUAAUGGACCCCUCGGUGCGCCUGGUCAGAUGAGAAUGGAUGUUGGCUUCCCCAUGCAGCAGGGCCAGGCUGGAAUGCGAAUGAAUAACCCUUCGGUGUCCAUGAUGCCCCCGGGGGCUAAUAUGGCACCACAGGGAAUGGUACCGAACAGUGGUGGACAGAUGCAACCAAGAGCACCAAGACCGCCUUCACAGACAGACACAAUGGACCCCAUGCUGUCAGGGCUGGCCUUACAGCAACAGCAACAACAACUCCAGCAUCCCCAAGUGGGACAUGUUCAACUCGGCAACUUAGGCCCACAGGGACAUCACAUACAAGCCAUGCAAGCAAAUCGACAAUUAAAUCCAGCUGCCCUACAGCAACUUCAACAACAGCAGCAGCAGCAGCACCAACAACAGCAGCAGGUUCAGCUGGCUCAACUAAGUGGUGCACGUGGUCCAUUUAACCCCUCUAACCAGAUGCCUGUACCUCCUGGCUGGAACCAGUUGCCCUCUGGUGUUCUCCAGCCACCACCUGUCCAGGGUCCCAUGGGACCAGGUUGGAGGAAAGCCCCCCCACAGCCACAAAUGGGGCAGCGUCCACCCUCUUUGGCAUCGGUUCAGACCCCUAAUCAUCCACCACCACCAUAUCCAUUUGGAAGCCAGCAGGCUGGACAGGUUUUCAAUACAAUGACACCACUUCAGUUGCAACAACAACAACAGCAGCAACAGCAGCAGGCAGGGGUAAACCAGUUUGCCACCCCUCAGCCCAAAGGCCCUCAGGGAGCACCAGGUGUAGUCAUCUCAAGAGCACCUCCUCCUCUGCCUCCUUCCUCUGCCACGCAAGGCAAUCUUGCAGCUAAGUCCCCUGGGUCGUCGUCAUCUCCUUUCCAACAGGGCUCCCCUGGAACUCCUCCAAUGAUGGGACAGGGACAGGGGCAGCUUGGCCCACGUCCCACAACCCCCCAGGGGUUCCCACAAGGUGUUGGAUCUCCAGGGAGAGCUGUGAUGGGACAACCAGGAAACAUUCAACCAGGCUUUAUGGGCAUUCCUCAACAUGGGCAGGUUUCUCAAGGUGGUAUGGGAGGUAUGCCCAAACGAAUGCCAAUGGGGUUCCCAAAUGCUAAUCAUAACUUUGCACAAGGACAGGUUACUACCACUGGAGCUGGUAGUACACCCCAAUUACAAGUGACAAACACUGGUGUCCAGUCUUCAGCCUCAGGGCCAAACCACAUGCAGUCAAAUCCCCUUCAAGGAGCUGUAAUGACCCACCACACUGGCAUGCCAGCACAACCCCCAGGCACCACUGCGGGUGGAAGUAUGGGGCAACCUCAGCAAGGGCUUCAGACUCAAAUGAUGGGUGUACCACAGACCCAACAUCAAACACAGGCAGUAGUUUCCUCACAAAGUCAACUUGUACAAAGCCAAACAGGGGGCCAGACUGUUCUGUCCAGGCCAGUGAAUCCAGGGCAACGUGGAAUGACUCCCCCCAAGCAAAUGAUGCCACCACAGGGUCAAGGGAUCAUGCAGAACCAAAACCAACACAGUGGAGGACCAGGACACCAGGCAUUAUUGCUUCAGCAGCAGCAACAACAACAGCAACAGCAGCAGCAGCAACAACAGCAAAAUGCUAUGAUGGAGCACAUUGUAGCUAGUCAGAUACAGAGACCAAAAGGUCAGCCUGGGGUAAUGCCAGGCCAGAUGAUGAGAGGUCCUUCACCCAAUAUUCAAGGUAAUCUGCCACAGUUUCAAUCUCAGAUGGGUCAGCAACAGAUGACUCCGCAACAGCAUCAGCAGCAACAACAACAACAACAAUUGGCUCAUUUGCAACAACAACAGCAGCAACAAUUGCAGCAACAGCAGCUACAGCAACAGCAGUUACAACAGCAGCAACUACAACUGCAACACCAACAGCCACAACAGUCACAAAUGCAACAACAGCAGCUACAGCAGCAGCAGCCACAUCAGCAAAUGGUACAACAACAGUCUCAACAAAUUCCAAUUAAUGGCAACCCCAACCAAGCAUUGGGAAUUCAUGGACCUCAAAUGCGACAUCCAGGAAAUCACCAUUUAGUACAGCAGCAGCAGCUUCAGCAAAAGCAACAGCAGGUGAUGCUGCAGCAGCAACAGGCUGGUCAGCAACAUCAACAUCAGCUCGGAGACGCCAGUGGGAAUCAGGAUGUCGGCCAACAGAUGGUUUCAGACCUGCAGAAUCAACAGCAGGGCAUGUUGGGUUCUCAACAUUUACAGGUUGGCAAUGGCCAUUUUCCUGGUCAUGGCAUGCCCUUCAAUCCUCAGUUUGCUGGUCAGAUGCAAAUUGGAGGCCCAUGUGGGCAAGCAGGUGGAUUUCCAGUGAACAAGGAUGUGACCUUAACCAGUCCCUUGUUAGUAAAUCUUCUCCAAAGUGAUAUUUCUGCCAGCCAGUUUGGUCCUGGUGGGAAGCAAGGAGCAGGUGGGGUUGCUGCUAACCAGGCUAAACCGAAGAAGAAAAAACCUCCUCGUAAGAAAAAGCCAAAAGUAGGAGAAGGACAACAGUCUGCUGAUGGUCUGUGUGGUCUGGAUUCAGUGCCUCAUGGUAUGGAUGAAGCAGAGAUGCAAGGGCUGGGUAGUGAUCAAGGGACUGGCCUUGACUCUAACUCCAAACACUCUGAAUUCGCAAAUCGACCUGGUCAGCCUGGUCAGUCUGGAGAUCAAAGGGUAUUACAGCCAAUGCAGUUCAUGCCCCCACAACAGCAGCAACAGAUGCAGCAAAUGCAACAGCAGCAGCAAAUGCAACAGCAGCAGCAGUUACAACAGCAGCAGCAACAAAUGCAGCAGCAACAGAUGCAACAGCAACAGAUGCAACAACAGCAUCAACAAAUUCAGCAGCUGCAAAUGCAAAGUAUGCAGGGUCCUCAAGGUCAAGCUGUAACAUCACAAGGACCCCAUCAUGCCCAGACCCAGAUUCAUUCGCAACAGUCAAUGCAGAUGCAGCAACAACAACAGCCACCACAACACCACCAACAACAACUGCAGUCACAGCCACAACAACAACAACAGACACCGCAGCAGCAACAGCAACAACAUCAGCAGCAGCAGCAGCAACAAAUGAUGAUGCUGAUUAAAAUGCAACAAGAAGCUAAGAAUCGAAUGCCACUACAGCAAGGUGGCCUCAUGCCAAAGGGUUUAGGCAAUCCCAAUGAUCCAUCUCAGAGAAUGCCUGUAUCGCAGCCGGGCAACAUGCCUGUAAUGAUCGAUCUUCAAGGGCAUGGAGGCGUUCCGCCUUCUCCUGAUAAGGCCAGAGGCAUGCCACUCAUGGUGAAUCCAUCUCUCACUGGAGCAGCGAGAAGGACACCCCUUUCAGAUGUUGGACAACCAACACCAUCAGAUGAAACCCCUGGAAACCACAGCUUGCAGGACCGGGGACCUCUUGAAAUUGGUCAACAGUCAGGAAAUGUAAAUCAACCAAUGAUUCCCAGCCAAGGUCCUAAUACUCAUUUAAUGAAAUCUGUGCCUUUAUCAGUGCCCCACCAGCCAGGAGCCAGUCCCCAACAGCAGUCUCAGCAAGUGACAGCAAUGACUAGCUCACAUAAUAUUCACUUUCCCAGUGCUCCUCCAACUUCCCAAAGUUCCCGCCCUAAAACCCCUAACCGAGCCAGUCCCCGACCAUAUCACCACCCCCUAACACCAACCAACCGUCCACCUAGUACUGAACCCUCUGAAAUAAAUCUGUCCCCCGAGAGACUGAAUGCCUCUAUUGCUGGCCUUUUCCCUCCAAAAAUUAACAUUCCUCUGCCACCGCGGCAGCCAAACCUUAAUCGAGGCUUUGAUCAGCAAGGUCUUAACCCAACCACCCUUAAAGCAAUUGGUCAGGCUCCACCAAGCUUAGCAACUAUUCCUGUCAACAAUAAUACCAGUGGCAACAAUAAUGGCCCACAGUCUUAUCCGUCAGGUGGUGGCAUAGGAAGCUCUGGAGGAAAACAAGACAAACAGACUGGUGUUGGGCAAGCUAAAAGGGCUAGUCCCAGUAAUAGUCGACGGUCCAGCCCUGCUUCAAAUAAAAAAGCUGCCACUCCAAGCCCAGGAAGACAGAAGGGUGCCAAGGCUUCCCUGACAGCACCUCCACAUCAGCAGCAAAUUAUGGUUAGUCAACAGAACAUGAUGGUUAGUCCCAACUCAGUGCUCCCAACUACCUCUGCAUCUUUACCAUCGGCAGGACCUGGAGAAUCACAACAGAGCUUACAUUCUGUGCAAACCCAACCUGGCAGUGCUGACACAGUCAGAGAUGGACAGUCAGAGCAGCAUCAGCCAGUUCAGUUAAGAGAGCAGUCCGCACCUAAAAUGGCAAGCCCUCGGGUGCCGUCUCAGGAGCCCAGACGGCAAGAGCCUAACAAUUUGGUUGAACAGCGUGCUGAAGAUAAACAACAACCUCGGGCAACACCACAACAUGACCUUGGUUCUGCUGUAUCGCCAGCAUUUAGAGAUGCUCCAACGUCUCUGAAUCAACUAUUGGACAAUACAGGGUCAAUGAAAUCUCAAAAUAAUCCUCAAGUGGGUGGAGACCCUGUGCAGAAAUUGAGUCCUCAUGCUCCCCUAGCUCAGGAGAACCAAACCAAUCCUGUUGUUUCACAAAGCACAAAUAUUGGCACGAGUGAAACGGAUCAAAAACCUAAAUCUGCUGCCGUAUCAAGUCCAAGUUUUGUUCCCAGUAGCAGUGCAAAUUUGCAGUCUGUCAGUGCUGUAUCAAGCGUUAGUUCAAACCAAGCUGUGCUGUUAAGCCUCACUUCAAUUCCCAACACUUCAGUAAGUUCCAGUCACAAUCUAAUACCCAUCUCAAAUCCAUCUCAAACAGUCUUGCAAAGGCCCAUCUCAUCAGCACCAACUCAACAAAACCAGAUCACAGUCUAUGUAACCUCCAAUCCCAUUAGCUCUGCUACCAACACUGCUUCUGUAGUUCCUUCAGCUAUUGUUUCCAAGGUACUGGCAGUUCCCAAUAAAAACAUAAGACCUCCAGAUAUUCGACAACAAAAUCCUGCACAAACGCGUCCACAGUUCAUCACAGGACCUGUGUAUUCCAUAUUUCAAGCUACGUCCGUACCAUCAAGCACUAACGUCAUGUCUCAGCCUGUCACAAUGGUUGGUCCCAUAGUCUCUGCCAAUAUCCAGCUUACUCCUACCUCUGUGUCAACUACAUCCCCCUCCGCACUUGCAUCGACACCUGUGCCGACAAGCUCACCCGCCGUCAGCGUUGCUGCUACUCAGCAGAGCCGCACUGUCAUCGGGCAGCUUCAAGUUCAAGUACCUUUAAGCCAGGCUUCCACUGUUAGUGUCGUACCACCAACUCAACAGCCAAGUCCUGGUGUCUGUGAUGCCAGUGGCUCGAAACCUAGUCCUGUUGGGCAGUCAUCCUUACAUCCUGGAAUGUCCUCUCCUUCUUUUCAACAGCGUUUAGCCUCUCCACCUGCUUGCUCUAGCCCAGGGGCUACAGCUGUUUCCCGCAGAAGUCCCCUCUCACCGACAACAGUCUUAGCCAAAAGCAGUUCGGUCCAGACUGUUGUAAGCAAAAAUACUACACUCGCCGUCUCUUCAAGCAGUGACGAUGAUAAAAAAGUGCGAACCCCUGCCACUCAGUUAGGAAAAACUGUGGAUGUUGCCACAACACAUGCUGCUUGUGUGGUUGCAUCUGAAACGGUUUCUGCACUCCAGCCGCCUGCCCCAGUGGCUGUUCCAGCUGCUCAAAUAUCUCCGCAAUCUGCACCUCCUCCAAAAGUGUCUUCGCCCUCUCCUUCUCCAGUCCUUACUUCGACACCAACGUCUAAUAUGCCACCGCCAGCCUCUACCUCUGGAGUGCUUCACCUGUCCAGCCCUGUUGCUAAUUCUUCGCCACCCUCUAGUUUGCCUACAGUUUCGGUUGCUGCAUCUGCUCCAGGACCUUCCACUACAUCUUCUGGCACCUCCACAGCAACGUCCCCUCAGCUCUCUGUGGAACAGCAGCCGCCUUCACUGGUGGAGACUAGUGUACCCGACUCCGCUGAAACUAAAGAAGCAAUUGUUGAUGCUUCUAGCGUCUCAGCUCACCCUGAAGCCGCACAAGAAGACCAAGCUUCAUGUGACCAAGCUGUUACAGGUCAAGGGGUUACUACCACUGCAGCAGAGCAAGGAUGGGCAAAGAAAAGAAAGACGCCCGUCAACUUAGCCCCAAGGGACACGAGAGCCACCGCUGAGAAAGCGAAAGGUCCUAGUCGACGGAGCUCACGGACAGACAAGGAACCCGAGGAGGAAGCGUCUGACAACGGACAGAGGAAACGAGCUGCUAGGCCAGGGUCAGCCUCAUCUAACUUAGGAAAAGGUACAGAAUCAAACACUGGAGCCAGUCCCACCCAGGCAAAACGAAGGAAGUCAAAGUAAUCAUGACACGCAAAUAAACCUGUGAAUUGUACAUUAUUUUUUUGUCUCUGAACGCGUUUUAUCUGCUGUUUUUCCCUUUUGGUCUUGAGCAAGAUAACCAUGUACAGAAAGUUGUCUCUUUCUUUCUUUUUUUAAUCAUGAUACUGUAUUUUGUCCUUGGCUACUAGAUGAGAUGAUGUUUAGAAUUGUGUAUGAUGUGUAUGUCUUUGUUUCGGUGUGACUUUUUUUAUUAUUAUUAUUAUUAAUAUUGAUAAAUUCUAGAUUAAUCAUGUGAUGCAGACUAAGAAUAGAAUCAUGUCUGUAGUAUCACAAUAUAAUAAUGUGACGGAAUGAGAAUUUUUACUUCCCCACUAUGACUUGUAUAACAAAUUAACUGUAUUUCAAUGCUGUCAGCACCAAUGUUCACCCGUUUAGCCCCGGAUCACAUGCAUUAAACUAUUUUUACAAGUGUA
Molecule: messenger RNA, 7497 nt
Organism: Pimephales promelas (fathead minnow)
Lineage: Eukaryota; Metazoa; Chordata; Actinopteri; Cypriniformes; Leuciscidae
Gene: ncoa6
Product: nuclear receptor coactivator 6
Biological process (GO): positive regulation of transcription by RNA polymerase II
Cellular component (GO): histone methyltransferase complex; transcription regulator complex; nucleus
Source: RefSeq, a predicted model, not a curated record